Molecule: messenger RNA, 800 nt
Organism: Colletotrichum navitas
Lineage: Eukaryota; Fungi; Ascomycota; Sordariomycetes; Glomerellales; Glomerellaceae
Product: camp-regulated phosphoprotein/endosulfine conserved region-domain-containing protein
Exons: 3
Coding region: 270-716 (148 amino acids)
Cellular component (GO): cytoplasm
Molecular function (GO): protein phosphatase inhibitor activity
Source: RefSeq, a predicted model, not a curated record
GUACCUACCACCUGGUAUCUAUCUAGGUAGAUACUCCUCCAAACUCGACACACGAUAUAGCGGUACAUCUGGGCAGUAGACGCACCCGCCGCCUUACAACCAGCACCUCAAACUUCCGUCACUCGCACUGCAUCCCACUCCGUCUACUUCACCUUCAACGUCCCUCCUCUCCCGCCUUCUUCCCCCCUUCUGGCUGCGAACCUUGAGCGAACUCUUGUAUACCAACCAACCGUUCAACGCCAAUUUCGAGUUCGACACCUGCCGACAAGAUGAACCCCCUUCAGAAGAAUAAGAUCGACGUCUCGUCCCUCUCGCCUGAGGAGCAGCGUCUUUUUCGCCUCUACGGAAAACUUCCCUCUCGUUCGGACCACUUCGCCAAGCACCUGAAGGACCGCAAGUACUUCGACUCAGGGGACUAUGCCAUGUCCAAGGCUGGCAAGGGCGACAGCGUCGACACGGGCGCCGUCGGCUCCCAACACCCCGUUCCUGAGAAUAUCCCUCACCUCUCGAGCCCCGUCAACAAUUCCUCGUCCUCCCUCAACGGCAACAAGCACCACGGCAGCAUCCCCAGUGGCGCACACGCCGGCAGCCCCGUGAAGGAGGCAAGCUUCCUCAACCAGGAGACCAGUGCCGAGGAGGUUGAGCACAAAGACAAGGAGAAUAACUUGCCGGUCGACGAAACCGCCAAGAUGGAGAGCAUUCCUAUCCGAAGAUGAGACAUGCCUUAAGCGACCUUUGCGUCUACUUGGUCAACUCGCUUCUUCCUCCCUCAGGCUUCGUAUGAGUACUGUUGGGACUCC